Molecule: messenger RNA, 1679 nt
Organism: Nycticebus coucang (slow loris)
Lineage: Eukaryota; Metazoa; Chordata; Mammalia; Primates; Lorisidae
Gene: CCDC70
Product: coiled-coil domain containing 70
Exons: 2
Coding region: 874-1542 (222 amino acids)
Source: RefSeq, a predicted model, not a curated record
CCCCGUGGAGGAGCGAGGAGCCGGAUCUCCCCCAUUCCAGAUCCCAGCUCGGAGGUGGAUGGAAGUCACAGGGAGGAAGAACUGGGCCCCGCCGUAAUAAACUUCCUAACAGGUGGCGUCUUAUAACCGAAACAGGCUACUUGGGAGGCUGUGUCGCCGGGUGUAAGCAAGCGUCAAGUAGCGGAAGUUCUCCACUGCCAAUUUAUAAGAAGUGCCAAGACUCUCUAUUAAAAUGCAGAUUCCGCGCUGCAGGUCUGGGCUUGGGCCCAGAGUCUCCCGCGGGGGCUCCGUGGACCGACUGGGAGGGUUCGUGUUGUCACUUGCCCUUAAAGGCUUCCUCCAGCCCGGGCCGGCACCUGUGCUUUCUGUUGACUUAUUGUAAAAGGCGCAUCUACAGGGAGGGACUAGGGUGAGGCAGGAGAGGAGACGGUUAACAGCAAUAUGAGGAGCUGCUCCUUUUCAAGUCCACCCUGCACUUGAACAUGGCGGGGAGGGGAGCUCCUUCAAAUUUGCACCGUAGGCCGCUUUCCCAGCCCUGAAUCAGUGCGGACCACACGCCACUCCACGUGCUGGGUGGCACAGGGGAGCAGGGAAGGAGGGGACCUGUCGGAGCAAAGGAUGUGUAGCCACGUAACGACGUUUCUGUCAUGGAUAGACAGCGCGGACGAAGGCGGUCCCAUGAGAUUAUAAUGAAUCCGAGAAUUUCCUCACGGCGGUGAAGCUGGUAUAAACCAACGAACUGCGCCGCCGGUCAUGAAAUCGUCUAACAGCACAUCGCACUUGAUAAUGACAGGUUUGACCAGCUGACCUGGACUUGGCCAGCGGCCCUGUCCUCCGUCUUGGCCACCCCACCAAGGGUGGCUGACGAAGAAGAUGCUUCCCUUCAAGGUGAGCAGAUGGAUGGGGCUCACCUGCUUCCAGUCACUGGUGCUGUUCUCUCCCAGCACUCGCCAGAAGAAACUGAUUCAUAAGCUGCAGGAGGAAAAGGCUUUUCGGGAAGAGAUGAGAAUUUUCCGUGAGAAAAUAGAAGACUUCAGGGAAGAGAUGUGGAAUUUCCGAGGCAAGAUGCAUGCUUUCCGGGGCCAGAUGUUGGGUUUUUGGGAAGAGGAGAGACCUUUCUGGGAAGAAGAGAAAGCCUUCUGGAAAGAGGAAAAGGCCUUCUGGGAAAUGGAAAAAUAUUUCCGGGAAGAAGAGAAAACUUUUUGGAAAAAGUACCGUACGUUCUGGAAGGAGGAUAAGGCCUUCUGGAAAGAGGACAAUGCCUUGUGGGAACGAGACCGGAGCCUUCUUCAGGAGGACAAGACCCUAUGGGAGGAAGAAAAGGCUCUGUGGGUAGAGGAAAGAGCCCUGCUGGAGGAGGAGAAGGCUCUGUGGGAGGAUAAAAAGUCCCUCUGGGAAGAAGAGAACGCCCUCUGGGAGGAAGAGAAAGCCUUCUGGGUGGAAGGUGGUGGCCACGUCGUGGGGGAACCAAUACUCGAGGACGGGCCCUAUGACGUCAAUGACGGGCAGCAGUCACCAGGCCUCUCCAGGGGCAGGGCGUAGGCAGCACAGAGGUGCAGGGCUCCCUGGGGUCCAGACUGCGCUGGGCUGGGAUUCAAGUCCAGGGUGAUCCUCAUGUGCUCGAGAAAACAUUCACUUACUUGUCUCCUUGCUUUGAAAGAUCUCAUAAAACCCUGAGG